Neocloeon triangulifer is the source of this 784-nucleotide messenger RNA. RefSeq names its product PE-PGRS family protein PE_PGRS33-like. The coding region runs from base 144 to 725 and encodes 193 amino acids. NCBI's taxonomy places the organism in Eukaryota, Metazoa, Arthropoda, Insecta, Ephemeroptera, Baetidae. The record is from RefSeq and is a predicted model, not a curated record. The transcript is spliced from 3 exons.
ACUUCCCCGCCACACACACCUGUAAGAAGAACCAUACUCUCGUCUGAAGACGCGAGUGAUUCAAAGCAAUUUGCUUCCCAACUGCGACCUACGUCGUUAGUCUUGAACUUGCUCUCUCUCGGCUCUACCUGCUCGCACCAGAGAUGCGUCUCGCCGCCGUGCUACCAUUUGUCUGUGUAGUAGGCCUGGCCUACGCGGCACCGAUCAACAAAAGCGAACGAGCACCAGAGGCCGCGAUUUCUGCAACGCUACCUGAGAACAGCCCUGAGCUCGUACCUGUAGAUGGCGCCGAGGUGCUAAGAGAAAAGAGGCAGUUUGGAGGAGGUAGGAGAGGAGGUGGGUACAGACAGCGUCCGGGAGGUUUUGGCGGGCCAGGAGGACCUGGAGGCUUUGGUGGAAACCCUGGAUUUGGUGGCCCAGGUGCAUUUGGCGGAUUCCCGUCGGGCGGCUCAAGCGCCGCUAACGCCCAGGCCCAGUCAUUCAACGCAGGCAACUUUGGCGCAUCGAGCGCCGGAUCGCAAACUCAGGGCUUUCAGUUCGGACCGAACGGAGUGAGUGGUUCCCUCGGCCAGUCGAUUGCGCAGAACUACAAUUUCGGCGGCUACAAUAUCAACGUGGCCGCGUCCGACACGCUCAGUUUUGGCAACAAUGGUGCUAGCAGGGGUGGCAGCAACGCAGUCACUGUCACUGGACCUAAUGGCCAGAAGAUCCCCAUUAAUGGCUAAUAUUACAAUGCACUUGACUGAUGACAAUAAAGAUUUUUAAGUUAUUUUUCUUAUGAAAA